CCCCCCCGCCAGCCCCAAACCUUCUCAUGUUGAGCACUGCGGCUCCAUCGGCAGCAACAUUUCUCUCUGUAAGGGACGUUUCUGAUUAAGCAGGGGCACUGAAUAGAAACCAAUCAGAUAGAGAGUCCCUUUGGCUUCAGCUCCGUGCCUGCCUGACUUAAAAGUGAUGCUUGGAGAGAAGGAGCUGUAGUUAGAUGCAAGUGCAUAUAGUGCUGGAAAUACAGUAACAGGCAGAAGGAAGGAAGCAGGUAAAGAAGCAGCAUUGAAUGGACAGAGCUAGGCUCAUGCUGACAGACACGGUCCUACUUACAAGAGGAAUAUAACAUUAAAAAAAAAAAAUACUUCCUGUGAAUUAUUAGUGGAGUGGAGGCUAACAGCAUCUCUGUAAAUGAUGAGGACUUACUCCUUGAUGGUCUUUCUUUGGAGCUGUAUGUUUCAUGUGAUUCAUGUGAUGCCAUCCCAACAAAGGACUAACAAGCACUCAGGCAGUGAAAGGUUAACAGGAUUGUCAGAGAAUGAUGGAAAAACACUGCACCGCACCAAGCGCGGUUGGAUGUGGAAUCAAUUUUUCUUGCUGGAGGAGUACACAGGUCCAGAUACUCAAUAUGUGGGCAAGCUACACACUGACCAAGAUAAAGGAGAUGGGAAUUUAAAAUACAUAUUAACAGGAGAUGGGGCUGGCAGUCUGUUCAUUAUAGAUGAAAAUACGGGAGAUAUUCAUGCUGCAAAGAAAUUGGACAGAGAAGAAAAGUCUCUAUAUGUGCUACGUGCCAAGGCUAUAGACAGAAAAACUGGAAGACAAGUGGAACCAGAGUCUGAAUUUAUCAUUAAAAUCCACGAUAUCAAUGACAAUGAACCAAAAUUCACCAAGGACAUAUACACCGCCAGUAUUCCAGAGAUGUCUAGAGUUGGAACAUCUGUUUUUCAAGUGACAGCCACAGAUGCUGAUGAUGCCAACUAUGGAAACAGUGCCAAAGUAGUGUACAGCAUUCUCCAGGGACAGCCAUAUUUUUCAGUGGAUCCAGAAACAGGCGUAAUCAAGACUGCUUUGCCAGAUAUGAGCAGAGAAAACAGGGAACAGUAUCAAGUGGUCAUCCAGGCCAAAGAUAUGGGAGGCCAGAUGGGAGGACUAUCUGGGACCACAACUGUGAACAUCACGUUGACUGAUGUCAAUGACAAUCCGCCUCGUUUCCCUCAGAGUACCUAUCAGUUCAGCUCUCCUGAGUCUGCACCACCUGGGACUCUUCUUGGCAGAAUUAAAGCCAAUGACCCUGAUGUGGGUGAAAAUGCAGAGACUGAGUAUAGCAUCUCCAAUGGGGAUGGAUCAGACAUGUUUGAUAUCGUCACUGACAAGGACACACAGGAAGGGAUCAUAACUGUCAAAAAGCAUCUGGAUUUUGAAAGUAAGAUGUUAUACACUUUAAGAGUGGAAGCCACCAACACACAUCCUGAUCCUCGUUUUCUUCAGAUGGGGCCAUUCAAGGACACAGCUUUGCUCAAAAUUUCUGUGGAAGACAUAGAUGAACCUCCAGUGUUCAGCAGACCCUGGUAUUUAAUAGAAGUAGAUGAAGAUGCUAAGGAAGGAAGCAUUAUUGGACAAGUUGUAGCCCAAGAUCCGGAUAUAACAAAGAAUGCUAUAAAAUACUCUGUGGAUCGACACACUGACCUUGACAGAGUAUUCAACAUCUAUUCAGGAAAUGGAUCCUUAUUCAUCUCAAAGCCACUUGACCGGGAAGAAACUCCCUGGCACAACAUCACUGUCAUAGCAACUGAAAUCAAUAAUCCUAAGCAAAGCAGCCAGGUAUCUGUCUUCAUCCAGAUUUUAGACAUAAAUGAUCAUGCACCAGAAUUUUCCAAAUACUACGAAACAUUUGUUUGUGAAAAUGCAAAAGCAGGACAGUUAAUACAAACUGUGAGUGCAGUUGACAAAGAUGAGCCCCCUCGAGGACAUAGAUUUUUCUUUGAGUUGGUGCCAGAAUUUGCUGUUCAUCCAAACUUCUCCAUUGUAGACAACAAAGAUAACACAGCAGGAAUUAUGACUAGAAAAAAUGGAUACAGCCGUAGUAAGAUGAGUACCUAUCUCCUGCCAAUCAUAAUAUUUGACAACGACUACCCAAUCCAGAGCAGCACUGGCACGCUGACAAUUCGAGUGUGUGCCUGUGACAGCGGGGGGAACAUGCAGUCCUGCAAUGCUGAGGCCUUGCUCUUCCCUGCUGGACUCAGCACAGGGGCACUGGUUGCCAUUCUCCUCUGCAUCAUUAUCCUGCUAGUAUUAGUUGUCUUGUUUACGGCCCUCAAGAGACAGAGGAAGAAAGAACCCUUGAUCGUUUCAAAGGACGAUGUUCGGGACAACAUUGUUACCUACAAUGAUGAAGGAGGUGGGGAAGAAGACACCCAGGCUUUUGACAUUGGCACACUGAGAAAUCCAGAAGCAAGGGAAGAAAGUAAGAUGAGAAGAGAUGUUAUCCCAGAAACUAUAUUUCAGAUAAGACGGACUGCACCUCUUUGGGAAAACAUUGAUGUCCAAGACUUUAUUCACAGAAGACUAAAGGAAAAUGAUUUAGACCCAGCUGCCCCUCCUUAUGAUUCACUAGCAACAUAUGCCUAUGAAGGAAAUGAUUCCAUAGCAAAUUCACUCAGCUCCCUGGAAUCACUUACUACAGAAGGCAACCAAGACUAUGAUUACCUCAGCGACUGGGGCCCUCGAUUUAAAAAACUAGCAGAUAUGUAUGGUGGAGAAGACAGUGAUAGAGACUGAAAAAGUAAUCUGUGACCUGGUUGGUGUUAGUGGAAUUCAUGUCUAUGUUACUAGAUAAAGUGACCUACUCUCACUUGGGAAUAAAAAUUUACAAAAAAAUAGAUGUUGUCUUAGUAAGAGUUUGCUUAAUCAGUAAGUCAACGUGAAAGAAUAUGAAUGAUUUAGACUUUAAAAAAUCUAUAGUUCAUCCUCUUUGCCUAGGAACCUCUGAUGAAAGGUUUUUAUUGACAAUGAAAAACAAUAAAAGGCUUUUUGUGCCUUUAAUUAUGAGAUGGAAAAUUGAUUUUUUUCUUUUUAAUUGCUUUGCAUUACCUUUCAAACUACCUGGGACAUUGUGCGCCUGCAUUGCAACAUAUUCUCAAAAACAUACUUUAAAAAAUAUUAAUAUUCCUGCCAUAUUUAUUGAGUUAAAGAAUGUCUGUGUGUUGAUUCAUCAUGAUAUUUUUAUAUAUGUAUAUUUAUAUUUUUGUAUUUUUAUUAAAUAAAUUAGUAUUUAUAAAAACAAUAUACACAUAAUUUAUUAAUAAUAAGACACUGUCCAAUCUUUCUGAACAAAUGAAUCUUCAUAUUGUGAAAUAAUUUUUUUAAUGCAUCUUCUUAUAUUGGAUUAACGGUUGAAAUGUACUGUGCAAGAACAAUAUGGAGAGAGUGCUCUUUAAUGGGAAUGCAGUGUAGAAAAAAGAAAAGUUAUUUUCAAAAAAAGUGAUUAUAAAUAAAUGACUCGCAAUGUGUAUUACUACAUGGCAUAAUAAUAUAGUUUCAUAGCAAAACUUGCUCCCACACACCUUCUUAUAUGAAGUAACCAGAGAGAGGAUUUAACAGAUAUAUGCCUGGGGAUUUAAGGAACCAUGAAAGUUUGUUUAUUCUUGUAGAUAUGAAAACUAUUCUGUAAUAUUUUUAAUGGAAUAAUUAAGCAAACAUCAAUAAUGAAAAGAAGUCUUUUGUAUGCUAAUUUAUUUUGGGGUUUGAGGCAAUUAGACAAAUCAGACAUGUUCUUAAUAGGGUUUUUUGAAGUCAGAGUGAGCCAAGCAGUAAAACAAAGUCCAACUAAUAUUUUGCUAAAGAUGUCAAUGCUCUCUUUCUUCAACAAAGUGCAUACAUUUGCAUAUUUUCUAAAGCCUUAAUGACAAUCUUCAAGUAUAUAUAUGUGUUUAAAAUCCAUUUUCUGGAUCAGUUUUUAUGCAAUGCACAUUUUUUUUUCAAAGCACAGGAUACGAGGAAUUUACAUAAAUCACGUGUCUAACUUUAAAAGUUGCAAUGUUUUCUAUACAUGCAUUUUAAAAAAAGAACAAAACCAAACAAACCUCAAAUGUAUGAAAAAGAAUUCAAAUUGCUAAUUAUACAGGA
Molecule: messenger RNA, 4105 nt
Organism: Neopsephotus bourkii (Bourke's parrot)
Lineage: Eukaryota; Metazoa; Chordata; Aves; Psittaciformes; Psittacidae
Gene: CDH9
Product: cadherin 9
Exons: 12
Coding region: 389-2758 (789 amino acids)
Biological process (GO): multicellular organism development; homophilic cell-cell adhesion; calcium-dependent cell-cell adhesion
Cellular component (GO): plasma membrane; adherens junction; catenin complex
Molecular function (GO): calcium ion binding; cadherin binding
Source: RefSeq, a predicted model, not a curated record